This is a messenger RNA of Hyaloperonospora brassicae, 1512 nucleotides long. Lineage: Eukaryota; Oomycota; Peronosporomycetes; Peronosporales; Peronosporaceae. The record is from the annotation of a GenBank genome assembly.
AUGUCCUGCACGACUGCGACACGAGAGGAGCACGUGACGGCGUCUCUAGCGACCAGCGCGUCGAUCACUGCAGCUGCUGCUGGUUCAGUAGAAGCUCCAGAAGCUUCCGCUUGCCACGACGCAGCAUUUGCGUCUUCUUCGAGCGCUGUACCGAUCAAGAAGAAGGUGUUGCACCUCGUCAUUGACUCUGGUGCGAUCAUUAAAGGCGCAAAUGUGACGGAGCUAGCAGAGAACUUUUGGACUGUGCCGGAUGUGCUGGAUGAAAUCCGAGACAAGAAAUCACGCGCCUUGUUGGAACGACUGCCAUUCACUUUGCAGACUCGGGAGCCGUCAGCCGAUGCGAUGAAGGCGGUGAUCCACUUCUCCCGCAAAACUGGCGACUUUUCGUACCUGUCGCUCACGGAUCUGCGCGUUAUGGCGUUGUCGUAUCAACUCGAGGUCGAGGCUAAUGGCUCGGAUCAUUUGCGUUCGAGUCCCGAGCGCUCACAGACAGUUAUGCGCGAUGCAAACGGCAAGAUCGUUGGUGGUUCGCAGACUGCGAUUCCGUGCAAGUAUUUUGGCUCGGCCAUCGGGUGCAAGUUUGGGUCCGCGUGCCGAUUCACACAUGACGAAGCAGCUGCACGUGACGAGGAGGGUGCGGAGGCACUUUUGGCGAAGAAGAUUGAUGUGCCGUGCCGUUUUUACAACACUACGGAAGGAUGCAAGUACGGCGACGAGUGUUCGUUUUACCACGAUCCAACAGCGCAAACUGAGCAGCCAAUCGAAGAUACAGAUUCGACCGAGCUUAUUGCUGAGCACGUUGUCGGUGAAUCGAUCCGCAAUGCUGAUGUCAAGUCGCGUAUUAUGGGCAGGUUCGCGGCGUCAAGUAAUGCUGGUGCUGCCGAGGACGACGGCAAGAACUGGAUCACUAGUGACAACUAUGUCAAGUUCACAGCAUCUCCGUUUGGUGAUGGCAGAGGUCUCGAGGAAAUCACGUCGCGGCUCUCGGUGGCGUGUAUCACCACGGAUUUUUCGAUGCAGAAUGUGAUGCUUCAGAUGGGGCUUCGGCUGUUAUCGGCAGACGGCAUGAUUAUCAAGCGCGUAAAGCAGUGGAUUUUGCGUUGCAUUGCUUGCUUCACGACUUCUACGGAGAUGGAGCGUUUGUUCUGCCCCAAGUGUGGCAACAGCACAAUGGAGCGCGUGUCAUACAGUCUGGACCGCGAUGGCCACAUGACUUUUUACACACGCGCGAACCGCCCAACGAAACUCUCAGGCACCAAGUUCUCGCUACCCAAGCCCAGGGGUGGACGCAGCGGCGAUUUGCUGCUACGUGAAGAUCAGCUCUUGGUUGGCAUAUGGGGUCAACGGCAACGGCAACACAAGAAAGUGAUGCAGAGCGCUUUUGGUGAGAACGUAGCACACGACCUUGGCGUGAAAGCCGAGAAGCAAACUGGUAUUACUGUCGGCUAUGGGCGCAUGAACCCCAACGCACAGAAGGGUCGUGAACGUCGUGGUAAGAAGAAGCGCCAUUAG